AUGCACAGCAGCGAGCAAUACCGUGAACGAGCACGUGAGCGACCAGCACCGUCAAUUCAAUAUGGACGCGUGGCACCUCCAAGUCGCCCGAAGAAUGCUACAUUCCCCAAGCAAAGAAGUUCAUUUGGACGACGUCCAGCCACCUCGAAGAGAACCAGCGGAGUAUCUUCACGGAAACAGUUACCAGAAAGAAGAAGAACCCUGAGGACUCAAGAAAAGACGAAGAAAGAAGUGAAAGAGAAGGCGAAAAAAGAAGUGAAAUUGCCGGCGAAACAGAAGCGUGUGGAGAAACGGGAAGUAAAAGAAGAAAACGAUAGCAAGAAGAAGAGGACUUCUGGAGCAGAAGCAUCGCCAAAAAAGUCUGAUCAUAAUCGUACUACUGAUGGUAUGAUAGAACAGAUCCUUGGGAAGUAUAGACGUGCCAAAGGCGAUUCGCCGAGGUCACGUUCUCUCAAACAGCUGCUCGAGUUUUGUGAUGUAAGUCUGCUUGGAGAUGAGAUCCGCGAGAAGGCAGGAACUUUCAUUUCGAAGCCAGAAGAGCCUGCUCAAGAUGACUAUAAAACUCGCACUUGUAUAAGGACUUACAAUCCCACAGUGCUGGGUCCCCUUGAUCAAUAUGUACCGUUGGGUUUGUUUGAAGAAGAGGUAAAGAUGGACGUUUCCACCGAUAAAAAUGCUCCGGAUAAGGUCCUUGAGGUGCUCCAAGCAACACUUUCGGAUGCUCCCAGGUCCCCCGUCGCAUGA
Cooperia oncophora is the source of this 744-nucleotide messenger RNA. NCBI's taxonomy places the organism in Eukaryota, Metazoa, Nematoda, Chromadorea, Rhabditida, Trichostrongylidae. The record is from the annotation of a GenBank genome assembly.